UAGAAUAUUAAAUCUAGGUCUGGCGUCUCCAGCUAGGUUAUAUUUUAAUAAGAGAAAUAAGCAGGUCUGGCGUCUCCAGCUAGGUUAUAUUUUAAUAAGAGAAAUAAGCAGGUCUGGCGUCUCCAGCUGUUUAUCGACACAGUAAGUAGGAAUUGGGGUACGUCCGUUGCGUUUCACGGUAUCCUAUAACUGGUUGGUUGAUAGGGAUUAAUUAAUCAUUGCGUCAAUGAUCAGAGUCAUUAAAUUAAUAUGGAUUUAUUCGAGCCGAAUUACUUUUCUUUGAUUAUUUUCUAGUGUUAUUUUAUUUGAUUUAAUUUGCUUUCUUAGUUAAUUAAUAUUUCUCUCAAUUUAAGGCGUGGUGGCUACACCAAUUUUAGAUCUUUAGGAAAUUGAUUGCAAUUACCCGUUCUCUGUGGUUCGACCCUGCUUACUACUAACUAUAUUAAUUCUUAGCUAUUGCAGGAAUUAUUUGGUGGGAUACGACGUCCACCAAAUUGGCGCCGUUGCCGGGGAACGGUGUUAAUUAUUUUCUUUUUCCUAUUGAUUUAUUUUCAUUGUUUUUAUUUUAUUUUUCUGUUGUUUUUUUUAGCAAGAUUUUUUUUUAAAAAAAAAGAAAAAAAGUCCAGGUUGAGAAAAGAGUCUAAGGCAAGGAAGCAGCAAAAAUUGUCAGAAUCGAAAAUUGUUCCGUUUGCCCAAACAGAACCGUGUCAUGGUUGAACCCAGUGCUUCUACUGCGGAAGAUGAUCUGUUUGCCCAAACGGAUCCUGAUUCAGAGGCAGAAACAAAAACCGAAGAAGAUCCUAAAUCUAUUUUUAUGACUGUGAUUGAUCCUUUGAUUGAUGAUUUUGUUGCGAAUUUCAGGGAAGAGGAGCUCGAGCAAGUUAUUUUUAGUGUGCUGAAUGACGAGGAUGCCAAAACAGAGGAGAAUGACGCUAUUCGAGAGAUUAUCAUACAGUUGUACUCCAUUGACGAAAUUCCAAUUCGGCACCUAUCGAGCAGGAUGCCCAAAUCUACCAGCUCAGAACCGACUGUUGUGAAGCCAUUGGAGCUAGACUUGAAAGAGGUAGGGUUUGGAUGUCAUUUUGAAGAUUCUGGAGAAUUUGGGGUCAAAUUGGACACUAUGUUAAGUGUGGUGGAGUUAACUGCAAUUCUGGAAAUUGAUGGAGGUUUUGACCUACUCCAAAUUCCCGCCAUUGUUUCCCUCUCAAUUACACCUCCUCCAAAACCCACUCCAGCCAUCUCCACUCGCAUGUCUCCGCCUGAAACACCACUGCCGCCGCGACCCCCUCCAGAACCGCCGCCUUCCGCCUUCUGUCGGCAUCUCCACAAAGCAGCGUGCACGGUGAUGUCCUUCCCUUGUGUUUGAUUUUUCUUCUUGUUUCUCUUUGUUUUGUUUUUUGUCUUGUGUUUUUGUUAGUUUUUUGUGUGCUUCCAUUUUUUAUGCUUUUUCUUGUUUGCUUGAGGGCAAGCAACGUCUAAGUGUGAGGAGGGGGAUAUGUCUUUGUUUUUGUGUGUCUAUGUUGAGUUGUUGUUUUUCUUGCAUGUUAGCCAAAUGAGUGUUAGUUUGUUAGUUUUGUGUACGCAUGCUGCCAAGUUGCACUUUGUGAUGAAGUAGAUGACUUGAUAUUUUUGGAAUCGAAGAAUUGUGAUUUUAUGGAUGAAUCUUUAUUAGAUGAAAAUUGGGAUGACGAAGAAAGGUAAUAAGUGAGUAAAAACCACACAUAAGUGAGAUUUGAGCUUAAUAGAGUAGAGCACUCUCUACUAUAUUUCUUCUUUGAGUGAUUUGAUAUUCAUGAGGUCGUGAUAUUAAGUGAGUCAUAUGUGACAAAUGAUAGAAGGCACUAGGAAAGCCCUUUUGGCCUGCGUUUCAUUGCCUACCCAUACAUUAACCCCUAGUGAGCCAUUUUUGAAGCCUUGACCAUUUUUGUUCUUACUAGUCACUAAAUAUUUAGCCAAGGCCUGUUUUGGACUCUCUCUCUUUGGCCCAGUGAUACAUGUCUAAUUUUGAACUUCAUUCCAUUAAUUACUAGAGAAAGUUAAGCUGUGGUUGCAUGUGCCGUUUGCCCAAACUGUUGUCUUGUGCUAGAUGAUAAGGGUCUGUGAUCCGUUUGGCCAGACAGUGGCAGUGAAUUCAGAUUGGAUUUGGGAAACGAUUUGUGGGGAUAUUUUGUAGAUGAUGAUUGCAUGUUGAUUGGAGAUCUAAAAAAAAAGGGUGCUGCUGAAAAAAAAAAGAGAAAAAAAGAAAGAAAAAAAAGAAAAUAAAAUAAAAGAGAAAAAAGAUGUUGCACCAGUUUGAGUUGAGCAUGUAGUAUCAUUGUUAUUGUUGGAGUUUUUCCCCUAAGUUGGUUGCUUUCUUUCUCUAUGAACUUGAAAUUGUGGAUGAUGAUUUGGAUUAGAUGUGCACACUUUGAUUUUCAUUGCUUGAGCCUAGGAACCCCUUUAGAUCCUUCCAAUCUUAUGAAUGGUCCCUAGCCCCAUUACGCCAAAUGAACAAAGUCCUUUUUGAGUCACUAUUUGACCGCGACAUAUCAUGACUGAGUGGAUUUUUUUCUUGUAUGUGUGAAUGUCCUUAAUUGCAAUUUGAGCGAAUGAGUGAAGUCGUGAGCUGUACUUGCUAUUGCCUGAUUUUGACUAAUUUGAUAAUAGAGAUGUGUACUUGAGAUUCUAAUUUUUCAUUUUGAAGGUUGAGAGUUAUUUAUGAAUUACUUGGUUCAUCUUGGCAGUAUAAGUUACAAACUAGCAAUUGGCAUUUACUUGGCUGUUGUGUUUUCGUGUCUCGCUUCUUAUCUUCCAUCUUUCUUUUUCCUUUUCGUGUGUUUGUGUGUUGAGUCGGGGGAAGAUUGUGUCUGGAUAAUUAUUUUGUACUAUUGAGUCUUUUCUUCACUUCAUACUUGAGGGCAAGUAUGAUUCAAGUGUGAGGAGAUUUGAUGUGUGUGAUUUAGUUGUCUAGAUUCGAGUUAUUUAUCGUGUGAUUUUAUUUGAUAUUACCCAUGUCGUUGGUGUUUUGGCGCAGGAAUUGCGUAGAUGGAGAAUGAAGAUGGCAGAUGUCGGGAGAUGAUGAAAGUCGAGAAUUUUGAUGAAGUUGGCAUGAUUUUGAAGAGAUAAUUAGAGCUGGCCUUGGAGUUAUUUAUUUUAUAUUUAAUGAAGCCUUAAACUCUUGUUUUAUUAAUUUUUUAGGCCUUAUUUUGAUUAGGGGCCGAAGCCCAAUUGUGGGGUGAUUAGGCGGCCUUAUUAAGGGAUUCUUAAUUCCCUAAAUUUGAUCACACCACCCAGCCGCCACUUUUUAGUAUAAUUAGGGGAUUAGGUUGACUUUUGAAAACAACUUUUCCACCUUUUGAUUCUCUUUCAAUU
Messenger RNA from Salvia miltiorrhiza (redroot sage), 3351 nucleotides. RefSeq lists its product as uncharacterized. The transcript is spliced from 2 exons. NCBI's taxonomy places the organism in Eukaryota, Viridiplantae, Streptophyta, Magnoliopsida, Lamiales, Lamiaceae. The record is from RefSeq and is a predicted model, not a curated record. Bases 710 to 1366 code for a protein of 218 amino acids.